CAAGAAAUGAGAUUAAAAUAUAGCUCUUUCACAGUUUUACUCAGUAAGGAAUAAAGGUAGGUUUGAACUCUUGUAAAUUGCUCCAUAUCUCGUCUCAUGUUUUCCCUGAAAUAAGUAUUUUUGUGGUUAUUUUAUUCAAAUAAAUCCCAUCAAAUUGAUGCGAACGAUAGAGUAAUCUUAGUAACUUUUUUUCAAAUAUUUUUACGUGGUGUAGUGUGGAGUACAGAAAUCAAUGACAGAACACAAAAAUCCUACAGAUAUCAAUGAAGUAUUACCUCCGUCUUUAGCUGCUGUUAGAGAGAUAUUUUCGGAGUUUAACGUCUCGGAAGUUUCGGAUGAAAUAUGUACACGAGUUUUGGACGUUUUGUAUAGACACACAUGUGAUGUCAUCGAAGAGGCAAAGGCUGUUUCUCAUCAUGCUGGUCGACCGAAAAUUGAGGAAGAUGACGUACAACUAGCCAUCAAUUCAGUCACAGAUGGACUUAUGUUCGCACCCCCAUAUAGAGAUCAGUUACUAGCUUAUGCUGAGAAAAAUGAACAGCCACUACCAGCUGUUCGUCCUCAUUGUGGCAUUCGUCUACCCGCUGAACGCUUCACACUCACAGCUCCAAAUUAUUCACUUUUAUCAUGUGCAGACAACGCAAAAACAAAUCCUUCAUCUGAACUCGCUGGGGAUUCUUCGAUGACACUUCAUAUAUCCAACCCCGUUAAUCCUACCAAAAAUAUAUUUAGAGCUAUUAAUCCUUCAACCAGACCAAUUACUGUUGGUAAUCCUAUGGGACCAUCUGUUCAUGUUAUUGCCGCUCCUGGAAUGGGACCUUCUAUGAUUCGUGUUCAAACUGUCCAAAAUGUUGCUCAAUUGUCCAGUGUAGAUACCAGCACUGGCUUACGAACACUUCCCGUGGGCCCUACAGUAUCCAGUGUCAUGUCUUUGAAUCGACGUUACAUGGACACAUCAUAA
This is a messenger RNA of Schistosoma curassoni, 961 nucleotides long. The record is from the annotation of a GenBank genome assembly. NCBI's taxonomy places the organism in Eukaryota, Metazoa, Platyhelminthes, Trematoda, Strigeidida, Schistosomatidae.